UGAAUAAAUAGUAUCAUUAGCGUUGCACUCAACUUAAAGCUGGUCAUUGGAAAUCGAGCUUCACCGUCCACGUGGUCCAAUCCAUUUCCAUCUCCUGCGUUUACGCCGCCAUCGAUGCACACACACACACAUGUGGAUCUCACCAUUUCUUAUCGAUUCAAUUUGCUUCGCUUUCUCAGAUCCUCAUCUAAAUCGCCUUUUCAGAAUCUAUUCCAUCCCGUGAUCGUGCUCGUGCUCGUAUAUAUAUAUAUAACAAGUACAUAAGAUACUCACUCUGAUCAUUGAUUUUGGAAAUGGACAAGUAUGACGUUGUGAAGGAUCUGGGAACUGGAAAUUUCGGUGUGGCUCGCCUUCUAAGGCACAAGGACACCAAAGAGCUCGUUGCCAUGAAAUACAUCGAGAGAGGCCGCAAGGCCAGGUACUUCUUUCAACAACUGAUCUGUGGCGUCGACUACUGCCACUCCUUGCAAAUAUGCCACAGAGAUCUGAAGCUUGAGAACACACUGCUUGAUGGGAGCCCUGCUCCGCUUUUGAAAAUCUGUGAUUUUGGUUACUCUAAGUCAUCUAUACUACAUUCUAGGCCUAAAUCGACUGUUGGAACUCCAGCAUACAUAGCACCUGAAGUUCUUUCUCGCAGAGAAUAUGAUGGCAAGAACGCGGAUGUGUGGUCAUGUGGAGUAACCCUUUACGUGAUGCUUGUUGGAGCUUACCCAUUUGAGGACCCUAAUGAUCCAAAGAAUUUCAGGAAAACAAUCCAACGUAUAAUGGCUAUACAAUAUAAGAUCCCGGACUACGUUCACAUAUCUCAGGAAUGCAAACACCUUCUCUCUCGCAUAUUCGUCACUAACCCACUUAAGAGAAUCACGCUUAAGGAGAUCAAGAAUCAUCCUUGGUAUUUAAAGAAUUUGCCAAAGGAGCUGCUUGAGUCGGCUCAAGCUGUGUAUUACAAGAGAGACAACACAAGCUAUUCUCUUCAAAGCAUAGAGGACAUAAUGAAGAUAGUUGGAGAAGCAAGGAAUCCAGCUUCAUCUUCUAGUGUCAGCAAAAGCUUGGGAUCAGGAGGUGAGGAAGAAGAUGAAGAGGAAGAGGACGUUGAAGCUGAAGUGGAAGAGGAAGAGGAAGAAGAUGAAUACGAGAAGCAUGUCAAAGAGGCACAGUCUUGUCAAGAGCCUCACAAAGCUUAAAAGAAAAAAAGAAAAAAUGGUCUCUGUUUCUCUCGUUUCAUUUCAAAGGCAAAGGGUGUAAACUACUUCGUACAGGUUAUUUCACUUUUCCAUGUGAUGUCUGCAAACGUUUUCGUCUUAUCAGUUGGCUAGUGUUUCUCAAAGAAAUGAACAUCGAUACUCUUUGAAUGUGAUAUGCUGUCAGAUCUUCAGAGGUUGUUCUAUACUAGGAAGCAAAGGCUGUAUGAUGAUAUUAAAAAAUGAUGUCUUUGUUUGCAAAUCCCAAUUUUAACAUAUUUCUGAGUUUAUCGCCAAGAAAA
Messenger RNA from Thlaspi arvense, 1483 nucleotides. NCBI's taxonomy places the organism in Eukaryota, Viridiplantae, Streptophyta, Magnoliopsida, Brassicales, Brassicaceae. The record is from the annotation of a GenBank genome assembly.